CAGGAGGGGCUAGUCUAGACCUCUGGGAAACCUCUGACUCCGUGCUCGGGUCAUUUCCUUAUCAGACUGCCUUAUCUCGUGUUGGUACUUCCAGGCGCGGCCGCAGCUUAGGAAAGUCCUACUUGAGGUCUAAUCCGAGAUCUUCCUGCUGCAGCCCAGUCUAUAGCAGCCUGCAUUUUUACCUUUUAGGUUUCGCUUCUCCCUCUGCCCCCAGGGGGCCCUUCCCUGAUCCCUCUUCAGCCUCCGCCACCUGGGGGCUGCUUUUCUCAGCCAGAGAGAUUCACAUGGCCCAGCGGGUUCGCUGUGAGGGAUGUGCACGGUACUGGAGCGCAGAGGAGGCACACUGAGCGCCCGAGGCCAGGCUGAACCGUGAGGCCUGACUCCUUACCAGACCACCCUCCCAUGGCCUCCGACCCAGGACCAGGGUCUUGUUGAUAACACAGCAGAGGGCUGGCCGAUGAAUGGACACCUCGAAGCAGCAGAGGCCAGACCAGGAGCUGAACUGGAGCUGGGGCCACGGGCUUAGGACUGCCCAGGACAGGCCCAGAGCCAUGGCCCCACCGCCGCUGUCACCCCUGGCCACCAGCACUCCACUCCUGCAUGGCGAGUUUGGCUCCUACCCAGCCCGAGGCCCGCGCUUUGCCCUCACUCUCACACCACAGGCUCUGCACAUCCAGCGGCUCCGCCCCAAGCCUGAAGCCAGGCCCCGGGGCGGCUUGGUCCUGCUGGCCGAGGUCUCAGGCUGUUGCACCCUGCGCAGCCGCAGCCCCUCUGACUCAGCGGCCUACCUCUGCAUCUACACUUACCCUCGGGGCCGGCGCGGGGGCCGGCGCAGAGCCACGCGUACCUUUGGGGCUGAUGGGGCGGCCACCUAUGAGGAGAACCGGGCUGAGGUCCAGCGCUGGGCCACUGUCCUCACGUGUCUGCUCCGUGGACUGCAGCUGCCUGGGAAUGGGGAAAUCACCUCCCACCUUCUGCCAAGGCCACCCCGGUUGCUUCUAUUGGUCAAUCCCUUUGGGGGGAGGGGCCUGGCCUGGCAGUUGUGUAAGAACCACGUGCUGCCCAUGAUCUCCGAAGCUGGGCUGUCCUUCAACCUCAUCCAGACAGAACGACAGAACCACGCUCGGGAGCUGGUCCAGGGACUGAGCCUGAGCGAGUGGGAUGGCAUCGUCACAGUCUCGGGAGAUGGGCUGCUGUACGAGGUGCUGAAUGGACUCCUAGAUCGCCCUGACUGGGAAGAGGCUAUGAAGACGCCUGUGGGCAUCCUCCCCUGUGGCUCCGGCAACGCCCUGGCUGGAGCCGUGAACCAGCAUGGGGGGUUUGAGCAGGCCCUGGGCAUUGACCUGCUGCUCAAUUGCUCACUGCUGCUCUGCCGGGGUGGCUGCCGCCCGCUGGACCUCCUCUCUGUGACCCUGGCCUCGGGCUCCCGCUGUUUCUCCUUCCUGUCUGUGGCCUGGGGCUUCGUGUCAGACGUGGACAUCCAGAGCGAGCGCUUCAGGGCCUUGGGCAGUGCCCGCUUCACACUAGGCACGGUGCUGGGCCUUGCCACACUGCACACCUACCGUGGACGCAUCUCCUACCUGCCUGCCACCGUGGAGCCUGCCUCACCCACCCCUGCCCAUGGCCUGCCCCGUGCCAAAUCAGAGUUGACCCUGGCCCCCGUCCCAGCUCGAACCGUGGCCCACUCACCCCUUCAUCGCUCUGUAUCUGACCUGCCCCUGUCCCUGCCUCAGCCUGCCCUGACCUCCCCUGACUCACCCGAACCAAUACCCGUCCUGUCACUCAAUGGUGGAGGCCCAGAGCUGGCCAGGGACUGGGGCGAGGCUGCGGAUCCUCCACUGUCCCCAGACCCGCUGCUGCCCUCGCCCCCUGGCUCCCCCAGAUCAGCUCUCCUCUCACCCAUCACCGAGGCGGGACCAGAAAUGCCAGCAUCCUCUGGGCUACUGCCUCCCACCCCUGAUGGUGACCCGGGAGUCAUCUCUACUGGGGGCCCACCAGACCACCUGCUUCCUCCUCUGGGUACCCCACUACCCCCAGGCUGGGUGACGCUGGAGGGGGACUUUGUGCUCAUGUUGGCCAUCUCCCCCAGCCACCUGGGGGCUGACCUCGUGGCAGUUCCCCACGCGCGCUUUGAUGACGGCCUGGUGCACCUGUGCUGGGUGCGCGGUGGCAUCUCCCGAGCCGCGCUGCUGCGCCUUUUCCUGGCCAUGGAGCGAGGCAGCCACUUCAGCCUGGGCUGCCCGCAGCUGGGCUAUGCCGCAGCGCGUGCCUUUCGCCUCGAGCCGCUCACUCCUCGCGGAGUGCUCACGGUGGAUGGGGAGCAGGUGGAGUACGGGCCCCUGCAGGCUCAGGUGCAUCCGGGCCUAGGAACGCUACUCACUGGGCCUCCAGGCCGCCCUGGGCGAGAGCCCUGAACCUCAAAACUUGGAGCCUGCGAUGGGCGGGGCCUACAUUCCAAGGGGGUGGGGCCUUCGCUAGGGGCGGGGCCUGGCUGCUAGUUAGGUAAGAGGCCCCGCGUGCAAGGGAGCCCCUGUCUCAGGACUGUGCCCGCCUCCUGGGGACCAGUGGUGAUGCUAGAGGGUGGCCCGAAUGCCAGGGGGUGAGGGCCAUUAGGGUCACAGGAAAGGGGGCUCGCCCGGGAGGGUAGUGCCUGGCCAAUGAGGGCGCAGCUCAGACCAGACCCUUGCUUCCAGCUCCUGGAAGACCAGGUCGGCUGAGGGCGGAGCCUCUCAUCCCGCGUCACCUAAUGAUGGGGCCUGGGAUGUACGGGCUGGCCAGUCAGGGCCCGGUCUCGCCCUGUCCACUCCGGUGCCUCCAUUUAACUGGCCAGGAGGGGCAGGUUCCCCUGGGCCAACGCUCACAUUUGCACUAAGGUUCCGCCCCGUCCGUGUGGGCGGGCAGUUCAUUUCCCGUUUUCUGUCUCCUGUGCGUCUCCAGACCCCAAUCUUCAAAGCAAUUGAAAAGGUCUAUGCAAUAAAGGCAGUCGCUACAUUCCUCUUA
Molecule: messenger RNA, 3000 nt
Organism: Eptesicus fuscus (big brown bat)
Lineage: Eukaryota; Metazoa; Chordata; Mammalia; Chiroptera; Vespertilionidae
Gene: SPHK2
Product: sphingosine kinase 2
Exons: 7
Coding region: 462-2414 (650 amino acids)
Biological process (GO): sphinganine-1-phosphate biosynthetic process; positive regulation of apoptotic process; sphingosine biosynthetic process
Cellular component (GO): intracellular membrane-bounded organelle; cytoplasm; membrane
Source: RefSeq, a predicted model, not a curated record